Aspergillus steynii IBT 23096 is the source of this 231-nucleotide messenger RNA. RefSeq lists its product as uncharacterized. The annotation marks the transcript as partial. NCBI's taxonomy places the organism in Eukaryota, Fungi, Ascomycota, Eurotiomycetes, Eurotiales, Aspergillaceae. The transcript has a single exon. The record is from RefSeq and is a predicted model, not a curated record.
AUUAAGAGGCCUCUCUUCUGUUUUAUCUGCUUUAGUCAGCAAAAUUUAGAUAUUAAAAAGCAAGCUUAUAGAUUCUCCAGCUAUGGAGACAUUACUAAGUAUAUUAAGCGAAAGUAUCUUUGUCAUAUCUCCACACAAUCAGAGAUAAAGUGUGAUGUCUGCGGUGAGAUUUUCUCGUGCAAAAUGCAUCUUCAGCGGCACGCAUUUGAUAUACAUUCGACUGUCACAUAG